CACACGUAAACAACGCGAUUUCGGCUAACAUUAUAACAAUUUGUCUUUGACAGAUUCUCUCCAACUAUCACGAAACAUUUUUUUUUUUAUUCAUGUGGCACACGACGAAUUAUUUAGUAAAAUAAGGGAAAAGUGAAAUCAAAUCGAAUAUCAUUGUGCAAUUUCAAUUAUUUCAUAUUUUUCGAUCGAGUCUAUCGCAUGCUCGCUGUAUAGAUCUAGAAUAAGACCGUACAAAUAGUGGAUUAGAUUAAGUGCAAAUAACGAAAAAGAAAGAAAAAACCCAUUUACAAUGGUUUUAGCUGAUUUAGGUCGAAAAAUUACGAAUGCGUUGCAUUCGCUUAGCAAGGCAACUGUAAUCAAUGAAGAUGUGCUGAAUUCAAUGUUGAAAGAAAUUUGCGCCGCACUUCUUGAGGCGGAUGUGAAUAUUCGAUUGGUGAAACAAUUGCGUGAAAAUGUUCGGGCUGUCAUUGACUUUGACGAUAUGGCUGGCGGAUUGAACAAACGUCGUAUGAUUCAAUCGGCUGUUUUCAAAGAGCUUGUUAAACUCGUCGAUCCCGGAGUCAAGCCAUAUCAGCCAGUGAAAGGACGACCAAAUAUUAUUAUGUUCGUCGGAUUGCAGGGAUCUGGUAAAACAACGACCUGUACCAAACUAGCGUAUCACUAUCAGAAAAAGAAUUGGAAAUCAUGUUUGGUGUGCGCUGAUACAUUCCGUGCCGGUGCAUACGAUCAAAUCAAACAGAAUGCAACCAAGGCAAGAAUACCAUUUUAUGGUAGUUACACAGAAGUGGAUCCGGUUAUUAUUGCCCAAGAUGGUGUAGAAAUGUUCAAAAAGGAAGGUUUUGAAAUGAUUAUUGUGGAUACGAGCGGUCGACACAAGCAAGAAGAAUCAUUGUUUGAAGAGAUGUUGGCAGUUGCCACUGCCGUUCAACCAGACAACAUUAUUUUCGUGAUGGAUGCCACAAUCGGACAGGCUUGUGAAAUUCAAGCACGUGCUUUCAAAGACAAAGUCGACAUCGGUUCGGUUAUUAUCACAAAAUUGGACGGCCAUGCUAAGGGAGGUGGCGCACUUUCAGCUGUUGCGGCCACAAAGAGUCCAAUUAUUUUCAUUGGAACGGGUGAGCACAUCGACGAUUUGGAGCCAUUCAAAACGAAGCCAUUCAUUAGUAAAUUGCUCGGUAUGGGUGAUAUCGAAGGUCUUAUCGACAAAGUAAAUGAAUUGAAAUUGGAUGACAAUGAAGAGCUGCUCGAGAAAAUCAAACACGGACAAUUCACAAUUCGUGAUAUGUACGAACAAUUCCAGAAUAUCAUGAAAAUGGGACCAUUCUCACAGAUUAUGGGCAUGAUUCCGGGCUUCUCACAAGAUUUCAUGACAAAAGGUGGCGAACAGGAAUCAAUGGCGCGCAUAAAACGUUUGAUGACCAUGAUGGACAGUAUGUCGGACAAUGAAUUGGACAAUCGUGAUGGUGCUAAGCUAUUCAGUAAACAGCCAACUCGUGCAGUGCGUGUAGCUCAAGGAUCUGGUGUGACCGAACGCGAAGUAAAAGAAUUGAUUUCACAGUAUACGAAAUUCGCAGCGGUUGUCAAGAAAAUGGGCGGCAUUAAAGGAUUGUUCAAGGGUGGCGAUAUGACGAAAAAUGUGAAUCCAACGCAAAUGGCAAAGCUAAAUCAACAAAUGGCCAAGAUGAUCGACCCGCGAAUGUUACAGCAAAUGGGUGGAAUGAACGGAUUGCAAAGCAUGUUAAGACAAUUGCAACAAGGAGCCGCCGGUGGUUUGGAUAGUUUGAUGGGAGGUUUCGGUGGUGGUGGACAUUAGUUAAAAAAAAAAAAUAUGCAUGUUUUAACAUUUUUUUUUUAUCUUUUAUUUUUCCGUUUACGUUUAAAUAAAAAUAAAGUAUUCGAAUAAA
Messenger RNA from Sitodiplosis mosellana (orange wheat blossom midge), 1904 nucleotides. RefSeq names its product signal recognition particle subunit SRP54 (gene Srp54k). The record is from RefSeq and is a predicted model, not a curated record. Lineage: Eukaryota; Metazoa; Arthropoda; Insecta; Diptera; Cecidomyiidae. Gene Ontology annotation, biological process: SRP-dependent cotranslational protein targeting to membrane, translocation; SRP-dependent cotranslational protein targeting to membrane. Gene Ontology annotation, molecular function: endoplasmic reticulum signal sequence receptor activity; GTPase activity; GTP binding. Gene Ontology annotation, cellular component: cytosol; signal recognition particle, endoplasmic reticulum targeting. The coding region runs from base 290 to 1813 and encodes 507 amino acids. The transcript has 4 exons.